AUGUAGCAAGAUUUAGAUAAUUAAAUUGAUAGGGCAGAGUAUGAGAGAAAGAAUGAAAAAAGUUAAUCAUAUAUUACAGAUUAAAAUAGGGAAACUAUUGUUUAUGGCAGACAUUUUAUGACAAAACCAUCAUUCAUAUUCUACUCAUAGGAAAAAAAAUUAAUUGUAAAUGUUUUAUGGUCUGGCUUGUCAAUAUAGACUGUCCCAAACAACCCUGAUAAUUUAGAUAAAAUAAAAUACAAGGACAUAAUCAGUGUGCAUCUUUCCCCAGACAAAGAUAAUGAAGUUAUAAUUAUAUUCAAUAACAAAUAAGUUGCUGCUGGAAAGAAUCAAUAAACUUAGUAUAAUUUUAAAUCAGAUGAUCGCCAUCUUUUUAUGUCUGAUUAUUAUAGAGCGAUUGAUUCUUAUUACUACUAUUUGGGUGUGAAAUCUAUUCCAAACUCCACUCUUAAUCUCAAUUUCCUUACAAUAUAGGCAUCCUUAAUAGUGGAUAAAUCAACUAAAAGCUACUUUGAAUCAAAACUUACUUGUUUUAAUAGUCAUCUCACAAUAGAAAUCAUGCGUCCUAUCACUUUAUCAGAUAAAAAAUUUUAGAAAAUUAAAUCUAGUAUGUUUUAUACGAAUAGCAAAAGCCAUUAAAAAUAAAUAAAGUAGUCAGAAGAUAUAUAAAGUCUUGAAUAGCAUUAGAAAACAGCUUAAUCUAAUUCGCAUAUAGGAAAUAGCAAGAAUUAAUCAGUAACACUCAUAGUGAAAUAUAGAGAUAUUUUGAGGAUAUCAAAAAAGUUAAAUGGUUUUUAAAUAAAUUUGAGUAAACCAAGUUUAAGUAUGGCAUUUUAUUUAAAUGAUUUGAAUCAAGUUUAGUCUUUCGUUAAUAGAGUACAAAAGAAUUCCAAAGACUAAACUAGAUUGGAUGUCAGCGUUACAAGCACUAUGUAAGAAGAAAUUCAUCAUAUAGUAAAGUUUAAUGAAUAAUAAAUGGAAGUAGAUUUUGCUCUUUAUGCUGGUAGAGUACUGCCUACAAGAACACAUGCUAGAUUUUGUAUUUUGGCUAUUGGUAAAAGUGGAAUAUUCGAAGUAGAUUAAUAUGAUGGAGAAGUUUAUGAAAUGUAUGAUCUUAAAUUUUUGAAAGAUAUAGUAAGAUAGGAAUUUGUGGGGGCUGUAAGAAAUUCAAUCAAACUAAUAUUUUUUAAUGGAUAAGAAGUUGAAUAUGUUUUUGAACCUUACUAAAGAGAUCUGUUUAUAAUUGAAAUUUUAACAAACAUAAACAUGUAUUAUGAUUUAGCCUCUCCUUGUAGAAGAUGUUUAGAUAUGAUUCAUUCACACACACCAAAUUAUUAGCUGGAAAUAUAAGGAUGGAAAAUGGAAAAUGGAACUCCUGAUAGAGAUUAAGAUGUAGAUGCAGAAUUAAUGAGAAAUAUAAUUCUUGCUAAAGGAGAGGACUCAUUUUUUAGUGCUCUUAGAGAGUUUAAUGUAAACUGUAAUCUAAAAAAAACAUAGGAUGCUGAUUUGAAAAUUUAUCAUCACAUCAUCUCAGUUUUAUCCAGAUAUUUAUCUUAUUUCGAAGAUCAUGAUUUACUAUUUUUCUAAAAGCAUAUAAAAUUUGUAAAAACAAUUCCUCAAAACAUCCCUGAAAAAUCUUAUGAUAAAUAAGUUUCUUAAUUAUAGCUAUCUAAGAAGGUAGAAAGUGAAGAAAAUACAACUAAUACAACAGAUACAUCUAAUUUUAGGAAUAGCCAAAGAAGAAAUAGUCAAGAGUCUAUGCUUUAGCAUGAGCACGAGCAUUACGAAAAAUUCAUUAAUAUUUAGAUGGAUGCUCUUCGCAAACAAGCAGAUGAAGAAUAUAGCUCAUAAAAGGAUCAUUAAAAUGCUAAUUAAAAGCAGAUAUCAGAGUAGUUUUUACUUGAAGAAGAUGUAUAAAGUGAUGACUCUGAUGAAAUUUUUGUGCAUGAGCAAUCUCCUAUGACUCGUAAAAACAUAUCUGCACAAAAAUAAGGAGCAAAUCUAUAGCUCAAUCUUCAAGCAAAGAAUCUCCCAACAGUUAGUCCGUUUGAAACAGAACCAGCCCAUGCUGAAAAAAGUUAAUCACCAAAUAUCCACCCUUAUAAUAGAAGCGGACUAAAUAUCUCUCAAAAGUUUCGCUUUGAAUCAGAAGCAUUAGAAAAUAUUAAUUUAAAGCUGACUGAUUAAAAUAGAGAGUUGAAAAAAUUGUUCUAGCUUUGCUCGCACAAUGAAUAUUCAUUAUAAGAAUAUGAAUUAAUGUCUUAAAUGAGAACUAAAUCUGUUAAUCUUUUAAAAAAACUGAAUAAGAUAGAAGUAAAUCUUCCAAACGAUAACACUUAGCAAAGCAUAUUAAAAUUAAAUGUCGAAAGCGUUGAAGCAUUAUUGCAUAAAAUUGAAGAAAUGCUAAAAUGCCUUACAAUUUUCUAAAAUUGUAAAAAGUAUUUUGAAGACAAAACAAUAAAAUAAGAUAAAUUCAAAGAAUUCAAGAGCAUCCUUUAAUUACUUUCUAAUCCUGAUCCUUUAGUUGUUUACUAAACUAGCUAGUUAUUCAAGCGUGUUGGAUUCUACCACAACAACAUGAUGCAAAAAGCAGAAACAGAAAACAAAAAUUUUUUAUUAGAUUACAGAUUUAACAUUCUAGAUAGAGUUUUCUACUAGAUUAGCAAUUACACGCUAAUUAAGCGUCCUCUUUCACAAUAUACUUAUAUGGUUAGAAUAUAUUCUAUGUUUAGUAUUAUAAACACUCUAUUCUAAGCACGUAUUGAGUCUACAGCUCCUGUUCAUAGACAGGCUAUAAUCUAUCAUUUAUAGUCUCCUGUAUUUUUUGCUGCUGUAAGCAGAAUAUUAAGAUAUAAUUCUUUUGCUUUAAUUGUUAAUUCUAUUAAUCUUUUAAAUGCUCUUUAUUACUUCUCAACUGAAAAUAAAUAAUUUAUCAAUAUGAUCAUUCUUAACUCAACAAUGAUUUUAUUCCUUCUACAUAUUGUUAUCUAAGAUCUUUACUCUUCAAAACAACUAAAAGACAUAGCGUUUAAUCUUCUUUUUAGUCUUCUUAAUUAAAGAUCUCAAGCGUGCUAUGUUAUUAUGAAUGUUUUCCCAAAGCCACUAUUUAAAGUAUAAAAAACUGAAUCUCAAUUUGUAGAUCAAUGGACUAGGUAAGAGUGGUAGAGUUUCUUCUUCUCUCUUAUAUAAACAGACAUAAAAUAACCUCACUUUUUCUGGUUAAAAUAAAAUUUGAAAAUUUUAGAUGAGUCUUUGGUCAAAGAAGAUAAAAUAUUUUUGCAUUAGUAGAUAUUUACAGUGUUUAAAAGAAUAAAUCAUGUUUGCGAUCUAUAGUAGUUCUUUCCCUAUUUAUUUAGAAAAGAUGGUAAUUUUGGAAGAGCUUUGGAAAGAACUGCUCCUUAGCCUUAAUCAUUAUUAACAAGCUCUAUAAGAGGAAAUAACCAAGAGAUUGUUUAGCCAAGCGUUUCACCAUAAGAAGCCGAUAUUCUUAACUAAAUAAAAGAAUUACAAAAGGAGAUUUUUACAAAAUUGUACUGGAAUAUCGAUGAUUUUAAAGUAGAAUACGAAAACAUAAAUGAAUAAAUGCUCUGUGGGCGUUACUAUAUUAAAUAAAUUAUAUAAUAUAAUAGAAGAUUGUAAUUUGAUUUUGUGGAUGCCAAAAAUUAAAUUUUAGAAAAGGAAAUCAAAGAGCUUUGGGAAAAUCUUAUUUCAAAUUUAAUGAAUCACCAAUAAAAAGACAAGCAAGCUCUUUGUUUAAGGACAAUGACUAUUCUAUAUAAAGAAUACUCUAAGGUUAUUAAAAUUACAAACAUUUUACCAUAUUUGGUACAUAUUUUGAAUCUCCAUGAAUACUAAGUUCUUCAAUACUCAAUCGUGUAAUUACUUUUGACUGUCUUGAAUAGCGAUGAUCUUUAAGCGAAGUAAUUCCAUAGUCGUGCUAUGAUAGAUUGUAACGGUAUUCAGUAAAUUGUUAAUAUUAUAGCCUAGCGCAUAAGCUUCUAAGAGGAUUUGACUGAAAUACCUUAUGGAGCUGAUGCAACUUAUCUUAAACUUCCAGAAGUGCGUAACAGAGGAGACGAAAAUCUGUAUAUUAUUUUCAUGUGCCUCAAAAUGAUAAGUGCUUGCAUCCAAAUGCAUUCUCACAUCUUUAGGAAAAGAGAAGUAUAUCCUUUGACAAAACCAUAAAAGGUUUGCUUCGAAAAAAGAAACUGGCGUAUAAUGCAAAAUAUAUUACUUUUGAAAAAUGAUAAAGAUUAGAAAAAUGAACCUCAAGGUAUUGUCAGGGAUGAAUAUUUAAAAUUAGUUUACACUUACUUAAUGAAUGACUACAUGCUUCAUAUAAAUGGAUUUUGUGAGCUUUUAACAGAUUAAAUAAGCGAUCUUACAGAAAGAUCAUCCUUUACUAUAAUUAAGGCAUUAUUUUAUAGACUUCCAGAAGCCAGAUUGAUUUUGGAAGAAAUUGUUAAUGGUUAAGGAUUACAAAAGAAACACAUUGAAGCCUUCCCAUUUUUCAAGUUCUUUCCUGUAUAAUUGCUCUUAGUUCUCUUGAACGACUAGGAUGAUGAAGAAAAUAGUGUAUUUAAAUCAGCAAUAUCAAACCCCUCAGGAAUUACUGCUCACUACUAACCACCACAGUAAACUCCUCCAGGAUCUGCUUAGAUAUCCUCAAGCUCAAGUCAAAGUUAAUAAAUAACUAUUCCUAGGGAUUAAGGUGUUUUAAGAUGUUGUGAGAGAUAUAGAUCAGACAAUGAAGAAAGCUACGAUUUGAUUUGGAAUAAAGCAAUGAAGUCAAAUUUAAAAGAAAAACUUGGAAACUUCUUAUCAAAUUAUAGAGAUUGCAUAAAUAAUUACUACAACUAAUGGUUUAAUCCAAAUAAGUUAGUUAUGACUGAUUACAGAAUAGUUACAGAUGAUAAAAUUAAUAAUUAUCCCAUCAUUACAUAAUCCUUUGAUGAUACAAUUUACUACUCUUAGCUUAAAAAUGAAAUUACUUCUUGCUAAAUCUUUCUUAGGUUAUGGGCUAAAUAAAAAAAUGAUGAAACUGAAUUAUUUAAUCUUCCUUAACAAUUUGCUAUAAAAACUGUUUAAAAAAUUCAAUAAUAUUCGUUUUAACCUGACAUAUUUAAAGUUUUAAAUGAAAAAACUUCAUCUGCGAUGAAAAAUCUCCUCCACAUUCUAAAAGCUCAGACUAAAAUCUACAAAAAUCACUUACAUGUCGAAAAUGUCUAUCCAUAUAAUCAUAUACUUUCUAUCCUACAAACAUGCACAAAAAUCGUUAGAGAUGCAGCAGAUGACCCUGAACUUCUUGAAGAUCUUAAAGAAUCUGCACUUGAAGAUUAAACUCCUUCCUCUCCUCUUCUUUCCUAAAAUAAAAGAAACUCAUUCCGUAAAAGCUCCAUAGUAGAGUAAGUAUAGCAAAGUCCAAGUAGAGCUUCCUUGUUCUAGCCCAGAAAACUUUCAACAAGCUCUAUUGCUUCGAUGAGUAAUCUAGACAUGAGCUUUUCAACUCCUUUAAUUGACAACAUUUCAACAACUUUCAAUAUGUACAUAAAAGCUUCACUUAAAGUUAUUUACAACUCAUUAAAAGAGAGAAAGAAUUUAGAAGCCUUUUUAGAAAAUAGUACAGGAAUAGAGUGCCUUCUAUACACACUAAGCAAUAUAAUCAUAUAAAUUUAAAUAAAAAAUGUUAAUAGAUCAGAUAUAAGAAACUAUUUUGAUGAUUUAUCUGUAAGCUAUUAAGAAAUUAAAAUAAUUAACUUAUGCGUAUUGAUCUUGUAGGAGAUUUAUGAUGUAAAAAAGAUAUCAUUAAAUCAACUCUCUUAAUAAUAAAGAAACGAUAUGUGCUUGCUGAUAUAGCGUGCAUAAAAAAUUACUGUUACUUUCUUUCAUACUUUCCUUGAAAAAUAUACUGGUAGUUUAAAUUCUGGUAUAAAAGAAAAGUAUGGGAAUACAUUACCAUUACCAUAAAAAGCAAAAAGUAAAGAAAAGCAAACUCCUGUUUUGGUAACUAGCGACUCUACUCCAUCUCUACUCUCACUAUCAACAAAUCUAACUUCUUCGUAAACAGUACCUGCUAAUGCUGCUAAUCCUUAGUAUAAAGAUUUAUUAGACAAGUUGUACAAUAUAGAUACUGAUACUAUUUAAAAUCCUUGCAACACAAAGAUAGUUGAAAAAUUUUUCAAAGCAACAAGAGAGUUAAAUGUUUCUCUUUCAGUUUUAACUCUGUGCUUGUCAAAAAAUUGCUACUUCUUAGAAAGCUUAAUUAGAGGUGGUUGUGUUUGGAGAGCAAUAGAAAUAAUCCUCACAAAAGGGAAAACUUUUAAUACAUUGUAGAAUAAUGAUAAAAAAUAUAAUACUGAAAAUUUAGAUGAAAUAACUAAAGUUUAUUCUAAAAUGCUUUAUUUCAUCAUUGAAAAUAGCUCUUUCAUUAAAACAUUUGAAAAUGGCACCCAAACUAUUUCAAUUUCUUUAAAGCCAGUCUAAGUGAUAGCAAACGAUAAUAAUUAAAAAGAUAUUGCUUCAGACGUUUCAUUAACAAAUUCAGAAAAAAAGAAUAAUCAAUCAGGAUUAGAGGAUGAUUCUCAAAAAAAAGUAAUUAGCUCUUCUUCGUUGUCUAAAUAAGAUCAAAAAAAUUAGCUUCAAAAUAGUGAUUCUUAAUCAAGUCUAGCUGAUACUCCAAAUUAAAAGAUUAAAGGAAAUUGGAAGAAUAAUUUAAGAAUGGACUCAGAAAUACUUGAAGAAGAUUAAAGCAGAAGCGAUGACAGAAGUAGCGUGGGAUAGAAUUCUAGAUUUGGGUUUAGCAUGUAUAGCAAACUUAACAAUGCUGAUGCUAUACAUAACACAGCUGGAAAAAGUAGUUAGAUUAAUGAGGGAUAAGAAAAUGAAGAAUCGGAAGAAAUUAAUGAAGACUCUUCUCCUACAAGAAGAAGAAGAAAAGAAGAUGAGCAUAAAGAAUAUUUAUUCUAUAAUAUGCAGCUUCUUAGAGAAAUAGGUCCAAUUGGAAGAGAUAAACUUAUGUUCUUUAUCAAUUAAUUUUUAAUAGCUUUAACUAGAAAUGUAGAUAAUCAUUUGCUUAAGUAUCUAAAGGAGAGAAGAUUUGAGUCUUUCAUUAGAAAAAUAAAUUCUAACAUAGAGCUACCUGACUUCAUUUGGAACCAGAUUUCAAGAGAUAAGCUGGAUCAAAACCUAAAGCUUUAAAUUAUAAAUGUCAAUCAAUCGCUAGGAAAGAUAUUCUUAGAUAAGUUACUCGAACAUUAAGGAAUAAUUUAAUUAGAGGAGAGUACAGUAGGAAGUGCAGCAAAGGAAAAAGAUAUCUCGCCUAAUAAUCAAGCAGAGCUUUAAAUUUGUGGAAUAUAUCUUAGAAUUUUUAACGAUUAGGAUAACUUCGAGGUUACAAAUCCUUAGACAUUUUAGCAAGAAAUAUUCAAUUAAAUGAAGAUAAACAUUGUAAAAAUAUAACAAAUUCUUUAACAGCAAGCACCAAACGGAGCCUACGACAUACUAGCUAUUAACUAGCUGUUCCCUACUGAAAUAAAAGCAGUAAAGGAGUGUAUAAAGGCUACACUAUCUUUAUUGACAAGAUACAAUGUUUAAUAUAUCAUUCUAAAUUAAGAUAAUCUUGAAACUUUCUUUGAUGUCCUUGAGCUGGAAAUGAAAUACUCGGUUAAUCUCAGCACCUUUAAGGUUCAGAUUGCUAAAAUAUUGUAAGACCUAGCUGCUAGUGUUUAAGGAGCUAAAAUAUUGAUGGAAUCUAAAAUAUUCAUAAAGUUUAUAAUAACCUAUUUCCAAAACUGCUCCUCCAUGCCUACUCAAUAUCAAAGCUAAUUCUUGAAUAUUGUGCAGAAACUUGCUAGGAAUAGAGAGAAUCUGGAACUUCUGGUCAAAGAAAGAAUAGCAGCUGCUUUGUUACUAAAUAUUUUGAAAAAGGAAUAUCUAAAACAAGCUUAUAGAGUAUAGAUUGUGGAAGUACUGAAUGAAAUAAACAUUGAUAAUCACGCUUUCAUUAGCUAUGUUAGCGACAAAUUCCCUCCAAGAAUUGUUUAAAAAUGCUUUGCAGAUCGAACUUAAAAACCAAGCAUUGAAAUAAUUGAAAUAUUUGAAAGUGUUUCAUUAACCUCAUCUGAUUUGCUGUGGACCAAUUCGAUGAGAGUCGAAGCUAUUAUGGUACUUGAAGAAGAAAUUAACUAAUAUCUUAAAAACUAAGAUGAAAAUAUAGCGCCCUUAAUUCCUCUUUAUCCAGAAUAUCUAAAUGAGCUACAAUGCAGUUAAAUAAUGCUUAGAAUUUAUAAUUUAGUUCCAUCAUAUACAAAAUUCUCUGAGUUAUCUAGUAUUUCCCAUAUUUAUUGUAAAAAUGACCAUGAAACAUACUUCUCAUAUGCAGAAGUUUUAGUAGAAAACCUAAUAGAUUUAACUGAGAAGCUCAAAAAUUAAUUCAUUAAAUUACAGGAAGAAAAUAUGGUAAAAACAAAAGAAAUUCCUAAUAAUUUAAUUGAUGAGAACCACUUCAGUGAGGCUCCAAAUAUAGAUCCUUCUUUACAAGAGUUUGAUAGAGUCUCUAUUUCUUACAUUACUGCCUUAACAAGUUUGAUGUUUUGUCUUGAGUAUAUCAUUUUAUAAGAAAAGAGAUAAAUAAAACAGCAUUAUUAUUAGGGUAUUUGCAACUAAUUUAGUAUUUUAAGUGAAAAUAAAAGUCAUUCCCACAUAAAAAGUACGGUUUUACAAAUUGCUUAUCUUCUUAAAGAUCAACCAAAUAUUUAGAAGGCAUUUAUUGAUAGCAACUUAUUUGUCCAUAUAUCUUAAGCUCUAGCAUAUUCCCUUGAUUGUCCUUAAGAACAAGACAGCUUAACUCUUAUCGAAUAAAUAAUAAUUUUGAAUUUGCUUAUUAAGCUAAUAAAAGAUAAAGAUAUCCAAGAAAGAAAAAAAACUGUAGAAUUAAAUAUGAGAUACUGUUUACCAAUAAUAUGUAAGUUGUUUGAGUCAAUAGAUGAAGAUAACUCCUAUAUGAAAUCAUAUAUAAUUGGAUACUGUGCAGAUAUGCUUAAAUCAGGAUAUUUCUUAGAAGAAAUAUCAUAAAUCAUAGAUCAAACUACAUUAUCUUCUAAGCAACUUGCAGCUUCUAAAAAUGUUCACUGCGAAUGGGUAAAUCUAUGGAGAGUAUGCAUAAUAAAUUAUGAUGGAAGCAGCAACUUAAGUGAAUAACAGUAAAGAUUAUAUUAAGAGAAAUUUAUUGAAUUACAAUUUUAGCUACCCAUUUAAUCAGAAUAUUCAAUAUAGCCUCUUCCUUUCCCUCCAUAAAAUUAUUUGGACAGAUAGCAAUAAGUGGAAGACUUUAAGUUGAGAUAUGAAAAAGAUAACUCUAUGAUAAAAAAUAACUCUAACAUAAACGAAUCAAUUAUUUAAUAAAUAAAUUGA
Messenger RNA from Tetrahymena thermophila SB210, 9411 nucleotides. Its product is annotated as transmembrane protein, putative. Gene Ontology annotation, cellular component: endosome membrane. Lineage: Eukaryota; Ciliophora; Oligohymenophorea; Hymenostomatida; Tetrahymenidae. The transcript has 12 exons. Gene Ontology annotation, biological process: endosome organization; regulation of early endosome to late endosome transport; receptor-mediated endocytosis. The record is from RefSeq and is a predicted model, not a curated record.